GUGGCAAUAUUUCUUAAAUAACUUUAACAUGGAUAUUUCGGCAAAUUCCAAUCAUUACACUACGAAAGAGGAGGAUGAGUUCUUUCUGUUUGCUCUUAAUGUUAUCGUCAAAACUGCAUUUGCAAAACCAGUGGGUACUGUUUACACAAAGGCGUCAGCGACUGACUUUGUUACUGAGACAGAUAGAGCUGUGGAAGAAUUGCUAAUUGGAAAGUUAUCUGCUCGUUUUCCUGAUCAUAAGUUUAUUGGUGAAGAGGGUGCGUCCACUGGAAAGAAAUAUGAGUUCACAGAUGCACCGACAUGGAUUAUUGUUCCUUUUCUGGGUAUUUGUGUUGGGCUUACAAUUGGGAAACAACUGCGUGCUGGCAUUGUAUAUAAUCCGAUCACUGAUGAGCUUUAUUCCGCCCAAACUGGACGGGGAGCAUUCAAGAAUGGUUUUCAAAUACAUGCUUCUUCUGCGAAAAGUCUCAAAGAAGCUGUCAUUUGUCAGUCUCAGGGAAUCCAUAACAUUCGCGAAAAAGGUCAAGAGUGGUUGGAUCUUAUGCUUGAAAAUCAGCGAAAGUUAAUUCUUGCUGGCAUUCACGGUAAUCGUAGCUUUGGAGCUGCAUCGAUAAAUAUGGUGUAUUUGGCAGAAGGUUCGAUUGAUGCUUAUGUCGAAUGCGGACUUCAUUCAUGGGAUAUGGCUGCAUCCGUUGUUAUUGUGCGUGAAGCAGGUGGUACUGUAAUUGAUCCAACAGGUGUCCCGUUUGAUUUGAUGAGCCGUAAAGUACUUUGUGCGGGUACACCCGAAUUGACCAAGGAGUUUAGUGAGCUUCUCAAGCAUAUGGAUUUUGCACCAGAAAUCUAAACAUAUUAGAAUAUGCCAAUAUAUAACACUUUAAUUUAGUCCACUGCAAUUCUUUUCUUGUGUUAUAAAUAUUAGUUUUAUGUUUUUGUAUCAAUUGGAAUAAAAUUGUUUUUAUUCUAAAUAGUUUAUAUAUGUUAUUGGAAGAUGUUCCAUAUUAUUUUUAAAGUUAUUUUCAGCAUCAGGCUUUUUAAUUUCGAAUUUUUAAAUUAGAAAUUAUGCAGGACGGGAGGCUAACUUUUUAAGGCCAAAACUAUUCGAUACACAUGUUUAUGUGGAAUUUGAAUCAGAUCGAUGCGGUCGGAUUUUUCUGAACUAAUCCGGCCCGAAGUUAAUACGGAGAUCACGGAAAACACCGGACUCCGGAAAAAUCCAGACCGGCUGAC
Messenger RNA from Meloidogyne enterolobii, 1230 nucleotides. NCBI's taxonomy places the organism in Eukaryota, Metazoa, Nematoda, Chromadorea, Rhabditida, Meloidogynidae. The record is from the annotation of a GenBank genome assembly.